Messenger RNA from Necator americanus (New World hookworm), 12375 nucleotides. RefSeq lists its product as uncharacterized. The record is from RefSeq and is a predicted model, not a curated record. Gene Ontology annotation, cellular component: cell projection; cell junction; plasma membrane. Gene Ontology annotation, molecular function: actin filament binding; phospholipid binding. The transcript is spliced from 97 exons. Gene Ontology annotation, biological process: actin cytoskeleton organization. NCBI's taxonomy places the organism in Eukaryota, Metazoa, Nematoda, Chromadorea, Rhabditida, Ancylostomatidae. The coding region runs from base 1 to 12375 and encodes 4124 amino acids.
AUGGACAGUGCGGGAGUUUCCCAUCGUUCAAUCGGUGCGUAUUUGCGCGCAAAGGAGGUGCUUGUCGUGCGCUCUUCGGCCGGAAAGAGUUCCCUCCCUAAAUCGAGGCGGUCAGCGGCGUUCGUCUGCCGUCUGAUCUCGUCGGGAUUGCAUCGCGGCCGCAGUCGUCGUCGUCAACGUCGUCGUGGUGUCGCCUUGACCCGUACCUAUCGCCUCCGCCCCUCUCUUAACUAUACUCUAUCUGUCGUCACACGCACCAACGCGUCGAGUCAUCAUAUCUUCCGCUGGCUGACAUUGGCGAGAGUUGACCCCGAAGCGAACAGCGAUUUACUGACCGCUAAUAGUGGCUGGAUUCUAUAUUCUGCGAUCUAUUCACCCGGUGAAGGGAAAACGGUCAAGAACCUUGAAGACGAGGCGCGAGGCUGGCGCGGUGAGAUUUCCUCAAGCCGAAGUGCCAUCAAUUUCGACGAACUACAUACAAAAGAGCCAACUAUGCCACAAUAUGAAGUAAGGGUGCGAGUUCCACGUGCAAACGGGACGCCUGCUGGAGCAGCACCAAGUCCACGGAAUGAUGACGAUGAUUUUGCUAAUGAGACGCUCUUUUUUGAGCGUAAUCGUAUUAAGCAACUGCAAGAUGAACGCGUACAUAUCCAAAAGAAAACAUUUACAAAGUGGUGCAACUCCUUUCUGAAUCGGGCCAGAUUGGAAGUUGUGGAUCUCUUUGUUGAUUUUGGAGAUGGUGUUCUAUUAAUGAAACUUCUGGAGAUUAUUUCUGGCGAGAAAUUGGGAAAACCCAAUAGAGGUCGUAUGCGGGUGCAGAAGAUUGAAAAUCUCAACAAGUCGCUGGACUUUCUUAAAAGAAAAAGAAUUCAACUCGAAAACAUUGGAGCUGAAGAUAUUCUGGAUCGAAAUGAACGCCUCAUUCUUGGUCUCAUAUGGACGAUCAUCCUUCGUUUCCAAAUCGAUACUAUUGUUAUUGAAGAUGAAGAAGAACGUGGUGAGCGUAAACACGCCAAAGAUGCACUUCUUCUUUGGUGUCAGCGAAAAACUGCUGGUUAUCCUAACGUCAGAGUGGAGAACUUCACAACAAGUUGGCGUAACGGAUUAGCUUUCAACGCUCUCAUUCACGCUCACAGACCUGAACUGUUGAACUUCAAUGCGUUGAACCCCAACGAUCAUAUUGGAAAUCUCAACAAUGCCUUUGACGUUGCUGAGAAAAAGUUGGAGAUCGCGCGCCUUCUCGAUGCCGAAGAUGUGGACACGGCUCGUCCUGAUGAGAAGUCAAUUAUCACGUACGUAUCCCUGUACUAUCAUCACUUCGCAAAACAAAAGACGGAGUUGACUGGAGCUCGUCGUGUUGCCAAUAUUGUUGGGAAAUUGAUGAACAGCGAUACAAUGGAAGAGGAUUACGAGCAUAUCUCAUCUGAUCUGCUGAAGUGGAUUCAUGAAACUAUCAAAUUGCUUGAGAAUAGACGAUUCCCGAACUCGUUGCACGGAAUGCGUGAAGAACUUGGCAAAUUUAAUGAAUUCAGAACUGUAGAGAAACCUCCCAAGUACAAGGAAAAAGGAGAACUUGAAGCCUUAUUUUUCACUAUUCAAACGAAGAGAAAGGCCAUGAGUAGAAAGCAGUAUGCUCCCCCGCAAGGUCUUUCUAUGUACGACGUAGAAUCAGCAUGGGAGAAGCUCGAUCGAGCUGAAAAUGAUCGGCAACUCGCAAUCAUUGCAGAGUUACAGAGACAAGAACGCCUCGAACAAGUAGCUCAGCGUUUCCAUAAGAAAGCUAACCUUCGAGAAAGCUGGCUUAGAAAUGUACAAGUAGUUCUGGAAGAGAUGGAUCAUGGGAGAACGGCGACUGAAGUGGAAAAAUCGCUGAAAAAGCAACAAGCAAUUGCAAAUGAUAUUCUUGCGAGGGAAGAGCGUUUCAAACUGCUCACAUCGAUGUGUGCUGAUUUGUGCAAUGAAAGAUACCAUGAGAGCGAUAAGAUUCGUGCACGUGAAAGGGACAUAAUAGAGAGAUGGACACACCUGCUAACCUUGCUGGAACAACGUCGCAAAGCUCUGAUGGGAUUAAAUGAUCUUAUGACUCUUCUGAGAGAUAUUGAUACUCUAGCUAGUGAACUUAAACAUCUAGAGCCGGUUGUUCGAAAUCGCGAUGUAGGGAAACAUUUGCUAGGUGUUGAGGAUCUGCUUGGGAAACAUGAACUUGUUGAAGCGCAGGUGAAUGCUCAAGGAACAUGGCUCACCAAUGUCACCAACCAGGCUAACAGAUAUAUUAGAAGCAAAGGCGAACAAUAUGAUGUACUACAAAGAAAACUUGACGAUGUUACAGCACAGUACUACUCCCUUGUCGAUCUAUGUCGUCUUCGACGCGCUAACCUAGACAAAGCUCGAUCCUUGUAUCAGUUUGUGCAGGAUCAUGAAGAGGAAUUAUCUUGGUUGGGUGAAAAAGAACAUCUUUGUCGUCGUGCACUUGCAAGCGGCGAUGUUGCAGCAGUGCAGCAAACGACAUUGCUGUAUAAGAAUACGGAAACGGAAAUGCAGUCACAUUGGGCGCGCAGCAAGGAUAUGAUGGCCGCAGGCGAACGCCUUAUUGAGAACGGUCAAUCUCGAGAGGAUAUCCAGCGUCGUAUUCAAGCGAUGCAGGAGGGCUGGGAACGACUUCGUGCUGCCCAUCAAGCGCUGGGCCAAUGGCUUAGCGAAGCUAAGCAGGCACAACAGUAUUUCCAGGAUGCAAAUGAAGCUGAGUCAUGGAUUCGUGAGAAGAUGCCAUUGGUGAAAAGUGAUGAUCUUGGACGUGAUGAAGGAGCGGCUGAGUCGUUGUUGCAAAGACAUGCUCGUCUUGAAGAAGAAAUCCAUGCAUAUAGAGCUGACAUUGUUAGAUUGGAAGAAAUGAGCCAACAACUCGCAAACAGUUCCUUCCAUACUGCCACAACGAGCUCUCAAGAGACUGAAGAGGUUACCGUGCCGCAAAUUGAAAUGUUGUACAAAUACGAAGGAAAUGGUAUGACUGUGGUGAAGGGUGAAGUGUUAGCACUUCUUGAGCAGUCUACGCCGGAAUGGUGGCGUGUGUUAAAGCAGGACGGUACUGAAGGAUUCGUGCCGGCAAACUACUGCAGAAAGGUUCCUGGAAAAACGGUCACUGUCACACAAACUACUACAACUCUGAAGAAUCAUACAGAUGUUGUGGACAGCCGUCGUGCGAUUGUGGAUCGCCAGAAGAUGAUCUCAUCGGAUUACAGACAACUAAAUAGUUUAGCAGAAGUGAGGCGACGAUUGCUAUCGGAUAACAUCAAGCUCAUGAGGUUCUACCGCGAAUGCGAUGAAUUCGAAGGAUGGGCACGUGAGACUGAAGCUGCCCUGGCAGAUGAACCAACUGUAGAACACGUGAAGGCAUUCCGUAGGAAGUUUGACCGUCUGGAAGCUGAUAUGAAGGCAAAUGGUGGCACCCAGUUGAGACACAUCAACAUCAUGGCAGACGAACUAAUUAGCGAAGGACAUAGUCAAUCAAGACAGAUUGAGGCGCGACAGAGAAAGGUGAAUGCUCUCUGGGCAGAAUUGGAGCGCCUACGAGCGCAACGUGCUGCUAAACUGGAGACGACUGAAAGAGUUGCAGAUUUCGACUCGUCUUGCGAUGAUGCCAGAGAAUGGAUGCAGGGCAAAUUCGAUCUACUGGAUAGGAAUCCAAACGAUUUGAAGAGCUUGCAGAAUUUAGAACGAGAUUUGAAGCCACUUGAAGACAAGAUUCACUAUCUUGAGAAAUUGGCAGCCGAGGUGAAAAAGAAAAAUCCUGAAGAAGCAGCGGCGAUUGAGCGAAAAAUUGCAGAACUACGCGCACUUCACACUGAACUUCUGCGCCGAGCUCGUGAAAAGAUAAAAAUUGCUGAACAAUCACAAGGCCAAGAAAUGUUCGAAUCCGCACUCAGAGAUGUGUUUAAUUGGAUUGACCGUACAAAGAAAGCGCUUGCUGAAAAUGUUCGUGCAUUAGACGUACAACAAGCAGAGGACCUUCUUAAGAAACACUAUGAACUCGGUGAACAGAUCAAAGAUAAGAAAUACGAGAUCGAGUACGUUCAAGAGCUUGGACACCGCUUGCUCGAAAAGAAUCCGCGAUUACGCGAAGUUGAAGAGCAGCUGAAACAUCUCGGUUCGGAAAUGGCAGUUGUGAAGAAUAUGUAUCGUGCCCGUGACUCCCAACUUAAAGAACAGCUUGACCUACAGCUGUUCAACCGUGAGGCUGAACGCAUUGAUUCUGCCACUAAAGGCCACGAAGCUUUCCUUGACUACGCUGAUUUGGGAGACUCAGUGGAAUCAGUUGAGAAUUUACUGAAGCGGCAUCGUGACCUAGAAGCUAAGUUAGACGCUCAAGAAGGCCGUCUUGCCGCAUUCUCCAAGAAUGCUGAUGAACUCAUUAAAAAUAGACAUUCCGAGAGUGCCUUCAUAGACGCACGACGUGCUGAUGUGUUAACUCGACGUGCUGCGGUUCGUCGCCUUGCCGCUGAACGCCGCACUCGUCUUGAAGCUUCACUAGAGUAUCAAAACAUGAAGAGAGAUGCUGAGGAGAUGAUUUCAUGGAUCCAUGAGAAGAAGAAGUUGGCUAACGAUGACUCCCAUCGUGAUCUCACAUCAAUUGCCAACAAAUUACUAAAACACGAAGCGUUCGAGGCAGAAGUUGGAGCUAAUGGUCCACGUGUGGCCCAAAUUAAUAGAGUUGGCUCUGCUCUUAUUGCCCAAAAACACUACGAAUCUGCUAAUGUGGAUCGUCUAUUGAAACGAUUGAACGCUGAAUGGCUCGAACUUGGCGACGCAGUUGCUCGCAAGGGCGAAAAACUACGUCAAGCAUCCGAUCAGAAGGGAUUAAAUCGUAUUCUCGAAGAUGCACAUGCGAAACUUGACGAACUGGAAACAGCUUUGAAGUCGGACGAGCACGGCUCAGACCUGCGAGCUGUGAAAGAUCUCAUCCAGAAACAUGCAGUGCUUGAACAAGAAAUGGGUAUCUAUGAGAAGAAACUCACUGAAAUCUACAAAAAAGGACGAAAAAUGGCCGAACAGGGUCAUUUUGAUGCGGACAGGAUCAACUACACAGUGGCUGCACUGCUGAAAAGAUUUGAAGAUCUCGGAGGUCCCGCCAGUGCUCGUAGAGCAGCAUUAGAAGAGUCCAGAAAAUGGCAUCAGCUUGCAUUUGAUGUGGAUUGUGAACUGCAAUGGAUCGCCGAAAAGAAACCGAUUGCAUCCUCCGAAGACACUGGUCGAAAUUUGACGGAAGCUUUGAAUAUGGUGAAAAAACAGGAUCAGCUUGAAGCUGAGGUUCACCAACAUUCGAGCAAUAUCGAGGCCACAAUAGCACAAGGAGAAGCUUUGAUUCAUAGUGGACAUAAAGCCGCUCCACAGAUUAAAGCUAAAUGUGAACAGCUUGCUGACGCUUGGAGAAAUUUGACGCAGCUUGUGAAAAGACGUCGACAGGUGGUUGAUUGGGGAGUGAAGGAACAGCAGUACAUGUUUGAUGCAGCGGAGGUAGAAUCAUGGAUGAAUGAGAAACGUGCCGCACUUGAAUCUAACAACUACGGUCAAGACGAAGAUGCUGCGCAGAAGCUUCUUGCUAAACAUAGAGCACUACAGAAGGAUAUGCAGACUUACAGACAAUGGCUGGACAAGCUUGCGAUAAAAUGCUCUGAGCUGGUGGAUUCACAUCGGCCAAAUGUUGAGCGUUUUGCUAUUAGACAGAAAGAUUUAGAAACUGAAUUCGACAGACUCAGCCGUCUAGCUGAAGAACGUCGACGUGCUCUUGAAGAUACCGUACAUCUGUUCGAGUAUAUGCGUGAAAGCGCAGAUCUCGAACAAUGGAUCAAUGAACAACUACAGACAGCGAUGAGCGAGGAAUACGGUGACGACUAUGAGCAUUUCAAGGAACUUCAAUCACGUUUCGAAGAAUUCAAACAGAGUGUGAGGACCGGCAGCGAACGCUUCGUGUCGUGUGAAGCGGCUGCCAAUGCACUUCUCAGGAGAAAUCCACCAUUCGGGAGAGACAUCUUGAAGAAACAAGAAAAACUGCGAUCUGUGUGGACAUUACUUCUGGACUACAUUGAGUCAAGAGAGUCUAAGUUGGCAGCGGCAGAGGAACUGCACCGUUUCAAUCAAGAUGUUUUGGAGCAUGAAGAAUGGGUUGUGGACAAAAGAACAAAUAUGUCUCGUGACAAGGGCAGAAAUAUACAACAGGCUAAGUCUCUAAGCCAGAAACAUGAGACACUUGAGAAGGAAGUAGCUGGCAUGGAACCGCAGUUGCAGAAACUUCUUGCCGAGUCUGCUCGCUUAAAAGAGUCUUAUCCUGGUGGAAAUGCUGAACAUAUUGCCCAACAGCAAGUUGAACUGGCUGAUAGUUGGCAGGAUUUGCUCAACGCUAUUGAAGACAGACGUGAUGAACUUCGUGCGGCAAGAGAUAUGCAUCGUUUCAACGCAGACGUUCGUGAUCUCUUAGCCUGGGCGGAUGUCACUAUUGCUGAUAUGCAGACUGAAAUGCAAGUAAAUGGUCUGCAACAGGCUGAAGCUCUUCAAAAAGAACAUUCGAGGCUUCGCGGAGAAAUCACUGCUAGAGCACCUGAAUUUGAAAAAGUAGCUCGCUCCGGCGAAGCGAUGAUUCAACGUGGACACUUCGAUUCCCACAAUAUCUCUAAGAAGGUUCACCAAGUGACCACAGCUCUGGAUCGACUUCAAUCAGAAUGGGAUCUUCGUCAAAGUUACUUAGUACAGUUGGUUCAAUGGCAUGCUCUUCAGCAAGAAGCUAACCAAAUCCUUACUCUUAUCGCCAGUAAAAGAGCUACACUUCGUCAAUUGGCUGUCGGAGGCAGUGUUGCGGAUGUUGAAGGACAACAGAAACGUCUGGACACGUUCGCUAAGGCGCUUUCAACUUUAGACGAGAGAACUAAGGCCCUGGAUCGUACAGCGAAUGAGCUUAUUGCAAACAACCACAUGGAGAAAAAUAACAUUGAAGUGUCGAAAAAGAAGGUCCACGAUGCACUUUCUCUGCUUCAUAAAGAUGUGGAACAACGUCAUCUCCUUCUCAACGACGCCUUCAUGCUGGCUGCGUUUGACCGCGAUGUGGCGGAUACGGAGGCGUGGAUCGACGACAAACUCAAAGGGAUACGCCUCGAAAAAGAUCGUCAAGGACAGUGCACCUCAAUUGAGGAUAAGAUGAAGCGUCUACAGAAGCAUCAAGCUUUAGAGGCAGAAUUAGCAGCGAAUCGCAAACGAGUAGAUCAAGUGCUUAAUCGCGGAAAAGAGCUUCAGAUGAAACAUCGUGAUGCAGGGAUUGAUAAACGUUGCGAUGGUUUGUACAAUCGUUGGAUGACUCUGGUGGACGCUUGCUCUGAGCAAUCACGAGCGCUUGAGGAAGCUCGAGAUCUUCUCACCUUCAGACAAUUGGUUGAUCGUGUACUUUCGUGGGCUCAUGAAAGAGAGCUCAUGGUCACAGCUGGUGAAAUGGGUCGUGAUCUUGAACACUGCAAAAUGCUUAUCGAUCGAUUGGACGGCACUCAAGCUGAUUCUUCAGUGGAUGAACAGACUUUGGAUGAGAUCAAUCGUCUCGGAGAAAAGCUUAUCGGUCAGGGUAGAACAAGCCGUGAAGAAGUGCAACAACAACAGCAACAUCUGAAUCAAACAUGGGAAGCCCUCCACGGGAAAUUGGCCUCAUAUCGACGACAACUCUCAGCAGCUUUGGAAGUACAUGCAUUCAAUCGUGAUGUCGAUGACACGAAUGAGAGGAUCCACGAGAAAAUCGCUGCGAUGAGAAGUGAUGACUAUGGACGAGACUUUGCAACGGUUGAUGCCUUGCUGCGAAAGCAAACGGCUCUGGAGCGUGACAUGAGCGCAAUUCAUCAGAAGCUCAUUGCCCAUGAUAAGGAUGCACAGAAUAUUCUAGCUAAGAAACCACCAUUGAAGCAUACUAUACUGGAUUCAUUGAAAAAGCUCGAAGAAAGUUGGAAGGAAUUGAGUCAAGCUGCAGAAUUGCGCAAUGAAUGCCUGGAUAAGUCCUAUAAAUUGCACAAAUACAUCGAUCAAGUGAAGAAAGCUGAACAAUGGGCAGCACAACUCCGUAACAAAAUGACGUCGUACCAAGUACCGAAAACCACUGCUGAGGCUGAACAGCUCAUAGCACAACACGCUGAGCGUCGAGCUGAGAUUGACGGACGUCAAGACGAACUGCACAUCCUACAUGAAGAAGGUCAGCGUCUCAUUGCCGAACAACCAGAGCAUAAACCAGAAGUGCAGAGAGCUCACAAACGAGUCCAGAACUCUGAACAUCAACUGAGACAAACUUGGGAGGCUGAGAAGGCCUCGCUUCAACGCACACUGGAAUGGCUACAAUGGUGUGAUCAAGCGGCUAUGUGUGAAAGAUGGCUGGCAGAUAAAGAGAAUGUGCUCAAACAAGGUGAUAUUGGUGAUGCACCAGAUGCUGUUCAGCUACUUAUCAAAUCACACGACGCCUUCGAGGAGACGAUCAAGAAACAAGGUGAAAAGUUAGUCCGGUUGAAAUCUGAUGCUGAAAAGCUGAUAGGAAGCGACAACGAAUAUCGUGGUGAUGUUCAGGCAAGGUGCGAAGAAGUGCUUCAGCGUCACGAAGCUAUGUUGGAAACCUCUUCCAAUCGUCGUGGCCUCCUUUGCGACAGCAAGAAAUACCAUGAAUUUAUCCGUACCUGUGGUGAACUGAUCACUUGGAUCAACGCUAAGCUACAGCUUGCUUACGAUGAAUCGUACCUCGAUCCCACUAAUCUUCGUGCCAAACUGCAGAAACAUCUAGCAUUUGACUCGGAGCUCACCGAGAAUGAGAAAAGACUUGUAGCGGUGGAAGCGCAAGGAGAACAGCUGAUCAAGGAGAAACACUUUAUGAGUGAACAGGUUCGCGCACAACUUGGCGAACUUAGAAGCGGUUGGGAUGAAUUGCGUACGAAAUCGGCAUUGAAAACUAGUCGACUCCGAGAAGCUUAUGAGGCUCAUACUCUUCAACGAAAAGUUGAGGAUAUGGAAAGAUGGCUGGAUCGAAUCGAAGCCGAAUUGACUUCGGAAGAUCAUGGACGCGAUCUUCUUUCCGUUGAACAUCUGAUGAAGAAACUAGAUGCUCUUGAUGCAGAGAUUCGCGGUCGUGCUGACGCAGUUACCGAUCUGAUACAGAAAGCGCGUGAAAUCAAAACAAUGGGAUCGCCUACUUCAGAUGCAAUUCUCGGUGCAGCAGAACAAGUUCAGGCGAGAUACGCUUCUUUGAAUGAACCGGUUGCAAUUAGAAGGGAGAAUCUUCGCGACGCGCAUGAUUUGUACGAAUGGACAGCGUGUGCUGAGGAAGAACUGGAAUGGUUGGCGGAUAAACUGCCAUUGGCACGAAGCCAAGAGUGUGGUGAUAGCCUACAUGCCGCGCAUAGCUUACAGAAGAAGCAUGCUGCCCUAGAAAAAGAGCUGGAAUCGCGACAAGCUGGAAUCCAAGAAAUCGAGUCUAAAGGUUAUGCUAUGAUUCGUGCCAAGCAUUUCGCAUCACCACAAAUUGAGAAAACAAUUGACACAUUGUCAUCUGCGUUGUUGUCAAUUAAGGACGCUGCCUCAGUUCGACGCGCUCGUCUUCAACAAGCAGUCGAUAGCCAUGAAUACUACACGGAAGUGGCUGAGGCUGAGCAGUGGAUAAGAGACCAAAUGCCUGUUGCAACCAAUCAGGAGACCGGUCGCGAUCAGGUUGCUGCUGAAGGAUAUCUGCGAAGACUAACCGCUUUGGAUAAAGAGGUGGCGAAGUUCAAAGACGAAAUAGAACGACUUCGAGCUCGUUGCGAUGCACUGCAGGAACACCAGAAUGCCAACCAGAUCGCUGCUCGUCAAGUCAAACUGGAGACAGCGUACUCUGAUUUUGUUAAAGAGUGUAACAGAAGACGUACUCAGCUAGUGGAUGCAGGGAGGUACCAUCGCUUUGUGCGACAAGUUGAUGACCUUUCUGACUGGCUACACGACAAAGAACAUCUCGCCUCCUCUGAAGACUACGGUCGCGAUCUGGAAGAUUGUGUACAACUCACCGAGAAAUUCGAGACAGUCGUACGAGAGCUGGCGGCAGCUGGUGAACGUGUUGCAGGAGUCCAAAGAGCCCAGGAAGAACUGCUUAGAAGCGGCCACCCUUAUGCAGCAUCCAUUCGUGCUAAAGGAACUGAUCUUCAUAGUCUGUGGACUUCGGUAAAUGAAGCAGCUACGGAAAGACAACAAGCGCUGGCUGGAGCACGUCAAGUACAUCGAUUCGACCAAGAAGCCGAUGAGACACUCAACUGGCUUGGGGAUAAAGAAGCAACUGGUGUUGCUAUGGAAAACGAAGAUCUAGCACAUGCUGAUUUGGCAACAAUCAAGGUUCAAAUGCAGCGUCACGACGAGUUCGUACACGGAAUGCGUGCUGUUGAGAAGCAGGUGGCUGAAUUGUGUCGUGAAGCAGAACGUCUAUGGACUUCAUUCCCUAACACGCGUGAGCAUCUGGAGGUACGCAAAAUGGAUAUGGAAGAACAACUAAAGGAUAUCCUGGAAGGCACAAGGAGACAUCAUGAACGCCUGCAGCAUAUGGAAAGCCUUCAGGCUUACUUCCAGGAAUACCGUGAGCUGAUGCAGUGGAUGAAAGCGAUGCAAGCAUCGAUGACAUCGGAGCAACUCCCACGUGAUGUCAUUGGAUGUGAAGCCUUGGCAAGACGUCAUGACGAAUACAAUCUGGAAAUGCAAGGUCGUAAAUCACACAUUGACGAGUUCAUUCGUCAAGGUAGACAAAUGAUCCAGUCUGGUCACGUGCUUUCACAGGAAAUUAGCGAGAAGGUUGAAACAUUGGAAAAGUCUUGGGCGGUACUUUGUGAGGUGUGGAAGGAUCGUUAUGAACUGUACAAUGAGAACUUGGACUGCCAGCGUUGGAAGCAAAAUGCGGCCCAACUGGAGCAAUGGCUGCUGGAGAGAGAGCGGCUACUUGGAGAUGAUUGGCGUCAUGUCGACACAGUGGAGAAUGCUGAGUCUCAACUGCGUGACUUUGACGACUUCCUAAUUACUCUGGAUGCCCAAGCAGACAGAUGCGAAAUGGUAAAACGACUCACGUUGAUCGAACAGAGCUUUAGCCGUCUGAGAAAGAAGGAGAUUGAACGUACCCGCAUCGCUGAAGAAGACCAGAAACGUCGCGAUACGAUCAAAGUAGUUGAGAAAGGACAAAUACUUGCGAACAGACGACAAGAGAGAGAAAGGAGGAAGACACAGGAAAUCUCCCUCCUCCGUCCAAGUCCAAACGAAGACUACACGAGCCAGACAUUGCCGAAGAAGAUAGAACGAGUAGAACGCAGUAAAACAGCAACAAUAGGAGAAAAUGUAGUUGUCGGUGGUCCAUCAACCAUGGUGACUUCUGCUGUAAAUGCGCCUGUUGUGUCUGGAGCCGAAGUUGAUAUGAGAAAGACACCAUCGUUCACCACUAGACGUGGUCAUUCUAUGUCCAGAAACAGCACUAGCCGAUGGGAAGAUAUGGGAGCGAUUGACAUGAGAGGCUUCGUGGAUAGAAAACAAGAUCUUCAAAGUGGUGGAAAGAAGGCAACGAUAAGAUCAUGGAAGAAUUACUAUACUAUCCUGUGCGGCCAGUUGAUGUGUUUCUUCAAGGAUGAAGCUGCAUUCUACGACAAUCUUGCUGCUGCAGCGCCCGUAUACAUCUAUGGUGCACGAUGUGAACCGUUCCCCGAAUACAUAAAGAGGAAGCACGCAUUCAGGCUUGCUACUCAAGAUGGCGCUGAGUAUGUAUUCGCUUGCUCAGAUGAGCGACAAAUGCUUGAAUGGGUUGCAAAGGUGAAAUUCCAUGCUGGUCUUGCACCUAGCAACCAACUUAAAUCCUAUAACUAUCAUGCUGCGGAAACGAUGCCAAUCGCUCCUCCUCUUCGGCGCUAUGAAUCACGAUCUAGCGACGAGGUUCCUCCGGUACCAAUGCGUCGUAGCUUCCGAGAUGAAACGUCUCGACCACCGUCGCGCGUAUCAGCAUUUGAUUCCUACGACGGAUCAUACACUUUGGAACGUACUGGGAGUACAGUUGGACGUGGUGUAUCCACUUCGUUCACAUACGGACCGACAGCGACAAUUCGCACUCCAUCCGCGACGAACGGAUAUAUGGAAACGUUAGCAUAUCAAGAACAUUCUACGUCGACGUAUACACGCGAAACGCCCCCGCAUCGUGAUAGUCGCGUUUCGGAAAGUGUGGAGUUCAUCUCAUGGGUGGAAAACAAUCAACCACACGGUCGACAAACUCCUACACUGCCUACAACUCCCUCAUCUCAUCAUGACAAUGACUCCUUAAAGAGCGAGAAGAAGCGAUUUUCACUGUUCGGUAAACGUGGAUCGAAGUCUCAAAAAUGA